AUGACAAUUGCAAAGCACUGGAAAUACAACAACAACGAGGAUAUUGUAUUGACCCAACUUAAAGGAUUAGUAGCUUCCAAUCCCUAUGUUGGGCUUAUAACUGAUGAGAAAGUCGUUUUCAAUCCACAUUCCGAUACAUCGAAGAAAAUUACCGUUAUUAGUGGCGGUGGUGCUGGCCACGAACCAUUGCACGGCGGAUACGUGGGGGAAAACUUAUUAGAUGCAGCUGUGAGUGGACAUAUAUUCGCAUCGCCAUCAACUAAACAAAUUAUGGCUGCUAUAAAGAAAAAGUCAAAUAAAGACAAGGGGACCAUUAUAGUUGUGAAAAACUAUACUGGCGAUGUUUUACAUUUUGGGUUGGUGGCAGAGAGAGCAAAGAGCGAAGGGUACAAAGUAGAAUUGGUGGCUGUUAGUGACGAUGUUGCAGUUGGAAGAGAGCAAAACAAGAUGGUUGGAAGAAGAGGCUUAGCAGGAACUGCCGUGGUCCACAAAGUUUUGGGGGCAGCAUCAACAGAGGAGAAAGCUGAUUUGGAAACAGUGGCUAACUUGGGCCAUGCAGUGAAUGACAAUUUAGUAACUUUGGCUGCAAGUUUGGACCGUACUUCCGUUCCCGGUAAAGCUGAGCAAGAUAUCGAGUUCAAUGCAAGUGAUGAGGUUGAAUUGGGUUUGGGAAUCCACAAUGAACCUGGAACAAAGAUCAAGCCUAUUCCUAAAUUGGAUGAUUUGAUCAAAGACAUGCUUCAUAAAUUGUUAUCGCCAGAAGAUAAAGAUCGUCAUUAUGUCGAAUUCGAUUCAGAUGAUGACUUUGUUCUUCUCGUGAACAACAUUGGUGGUACAUCCUCAUUCGAGUUGUACGCUAUCACUGAGCAUGUAUUGCAAAACAUACCAUUGAAGAAGAAGCCAAAGAGGAUUUUGGUGAGCGAUUUUGUCACUUCAUUCAACUCCCCAGGGUUUUCAAUUACAUUAUUAAAUUUGAGCAACAUUGACAAGAAAAAGCUUACUUAUUCGGCUGAGGAUGUCUUGAGGCUUUUGGAUACCCCUACAAAUGCACCAGGUUGGAAACCUAAAUCGUAUGCCUCAAAGUAUUGGGAUGAUCAACCGAAUAGAUUUGUUGAGUCACCAAUGAAACAUCAGAAAUUGUUGACCUCUAAGCUAUCGGUCGAUGCAAAAUUUUUUGAAGAACAUUUAAAGAAUAGUUUGGAGAAGCUAUUGAAAGAAGAGCCAAAAAUAACUCACUACGACACAUUGGUUGGAGAUGGGGAUUGUGGUGAGACUUUGGCAGCUGGUGCCAAUGCAAUUCUCAAAGCACUCAAGGACGAUUCACAAUUCAAAGAGCAUUUGUCGGAUCCAGUUGCUUCACUUUCGCAAAUCACAGAGUUUGUAGAAGAUAGUAUGGGUGGAACAUCAGGCGGCAUUUACUCCAUUUUCCUAACCGCAUUGGUUCAACAUUUAAAAAAUGCUGAGAAAGUUGAUAUUGACACUGUUGCUGACGCUUUUUAUAAAGCAUUACAUGAUGGAUUAUUCAAGUACACAAAGGCUAGAGUUGGUGGAAGAACGUUGGUUGAUACUUUGCAACCAUUUGUUGAUACAUUUCAAAAGACAAAGGACUUACUGAAAGCUGUAGAAGCUGCUCGUAAAGGGUGCGAAGAGACUAAGAAUUUAGAAGCCUCAUUUGGUAGAGCUAGUUAUGUUGACAAGAAGGAAUUUGAGGCUGAGGGUGGAAUUCCUGAUCCUGGCGCUGUUGGAUUACUUGCUUUGAUAGAAGGAUUUACCAAAUAG
This is a messenger RNA of Lodderomyces parapsilosis, 1779 nucleotides long. RefSeq names its product dihydroxyacetone kinase (gene DAK2). Gene Ontology annotation, biological process: glycerol catabolic process. Bases 1 to 1779 code for a protein of 592 amino acids. Gene Ontology annotation, molecular function: ATP binding; glycerone kinase activity. The transcript has a single exon. NCBI's taxonomy places the organism in Eukaryota, Fungi, Ascomycota, Pichiomycetes, Serinales, Debaryomycetaceae. The record is from RefSeq and is a predicted model, not a curated record. Gene Ontology annotation, cellular component: cytosol.